Molecule: messenger RNA, 4232 nt
Organism: Haliotis rubra (blacklip abalone)
Lineage: Eukaryota; Metazoa; Mollusca; Gastropoda; Lepetellida; Haliotidae
Product: hepatocyte nuclear factor 6-like
Exons: 4
Coding region: 86-577 (163 amino acids)
Biological process (GO): regulation of transcription by RNA polymerase II
Cellular component (GO): nucleus
Molecular function (GO): RNA polymerase II cis-regulatory region sequence-specific DNA binding; DNA-binding transcription factor activity, RNA polymerase II-specific
Source: RefSeq, a predicted model, not a curated record
AAGGGACUUUGAGCGACUUGUUGAGAAACCCCAAGCCAUGGAGCAAACUCAAGUCUGGACGGGAAACAUUUAGAAGGAUGUGGAAAUGGUUACAAGAACCCGAGUUUCAAAGAAUGUCAGCUCUUCGGUUAGCAGUUUGGUGCUUUCAGGGGAGUCCACUCCUCCUCUCCCACUGAAGCUGAUUAAUUUGAAACAGCGUAAAAUUCAGGUACAGCCUCCUCACAGCCCUAUCACACCCAAACUUACCCCGGCCAAGGUCCUGGCCAGCAGCCACGCUUCUCGCAAGCAUGCAAGAGGAAAGAGGCAGAGCAAGAAAAGCCGCCAGAGGAAAAUCGACCUCCAAAAAAAACCACGACUGGUGUUCACAGAUAUUCAACGCCGUACGCUUCAUGCAAUAUUUAAGGAAACAAAACGUCCGUCGAAGGAGAUGCAAGCUACUAUUGCACAGCAACUUGGACUUGAAGUGAGCACAGUAGCCAACUUCUUCAUGAACGCCCGACGCAGGUCUUUGGAUAAGUGGCAAGACGAUAACGGAAACAACAACCGUGAAAGUGCAAGUUCGUGUACGAAGAGUUAACCAUGUAUGUCACAAUUGUGGAUCUCCUUGCUCGCUCUCAUAGAUUCAUACAUCAGAGCCGGGACUACUUUUCUCGUCAUCAUGACCUCAGAAGUGUCAUUGUCGUUGUCCUAUAGCCAUGCUCGAUGCAAUCCAAAGAACAACCGACAUCUUUAGUUUGUUAUUGCUAUUUAAGUUGUAUGUUUGCUUUGUUUUCAACAUUCCAUCAGCUGUUGAUUAUAUAAAUUAUUUAAUUUAAUAUUGACCCCAAUUUAAAUUAUUGUUUCUCUUAACAAAUCAGGUAUUGUAGACUCUAAGUCCUAGCCAAAUUUUUAUAUUUAUUUAUUUAUCAUAUACCGAAAGGUAUCUGGUUUUAACCUCUGAUUUAAAAAAAGACAUGGUCCAAGACCAUAAUCGUUAUAACCACUGAAAAUCCAUCCUAUGUGCUUCAUAUUUUGUUUUGGCUAUUGCUAAUCUAUUUAUCAAUCGCUUUACUAUUAUCGUUUGCAAGUUGUUUUUGAUGACAAAUAAGUUAUGGAGUUGAUACAUAUUGCGACGUGUAGGUCAUUCGAGACAUAUCAUUUCUCAAUUCAUAUUUGUAUGAAGCCAAGGGAGGCUUUUAUGCCCAUAUUCAUCAUUCCAUUGAACUAGUCACUUCAUUGCUCCUCCCUGCUACCUAUCUUAUUGUAUAGUUCGUUAGUGUCUAACGAGCUCUGUGGAAACAAAGACUUUUUUGUGGAAUCGCAUUGAGGUUCAGAUAAUGUGCAAUAUUUUUCACAUUUAUAGUGUAGAUAAUCAUGAUAAAUUAAUUUUUUUAGUUAUUUUUUUGUGGUUGAUUUUGUUGAAAUUGUGUUCUGAUUUUCAGUAUUUGUCAGAUUGUGCUCCUUGUAUUGUUAUGAUCAUCAAAGUAUUUUUUGGUCAUUUUGAUCAAGAUGAUAAUGUGCGAGUGGAAUCUUAUAUAUCAUUUAUGUUUUAUACACGUUUUAUGAAAUCCAUGACCAAAUUUUGCGUAUUACGGAAAAAUCUCAGUCCAAUGAUGGUUACUUCGAGUGUUAAGCCAAUAGGGACAAAAUAACACCAUGGUGCUAAAUCUUAAUCAUUUCUUUUCUCUCUAAGCAAUAGGAAGAAUCUUGUUACAGUUUCAUCCAAAUGAUGAAGAUAUCGGUUCAUAAAAAUUCAAUUAAUAUUUCUUAUGAAGUCCAUUCCACAUCUUUUUUUUCCAUUCCACGUAUAUAUUUACUGAGACUCGAAGCAAUCAUCUCAACAGUAUAGAUCCUUGUUAAUUUCAUGUACAGUGUAUUUGAAGUUAUGUAAAAAAAUCUGCACCAGUUUCGGUGAGGCCCAAGUAGGCUGAGGUGUAUUUCUUUGUUGUAUACUAAGUUAUUUAUUUAUUUAUUCCAUGUCACAUGAUCGUUUGUCAGCUGGAAACUACGUGAUAGGUGUUUCCGAGGUCCAUGCAAUAAAUAUACAUAUUCAUCGAUUCAACCCCAGUAUUCAGGGUCCAAUUUGUACAUAGAAAAGCGUCUCAGUUUCUAUUAAAUGUAUGUUUUGUGUACGGUUGUUUUGAUGCAUUUAUAAAUAAAUAUAUAAUAUAUAAACUGUCUCGUGCUGUUUUAGCCCGCUGCUGUAGCUAAUAACUGCACCAGUAGAAACCAUUGAGAUGUGUACAUUGGUAUGAAUCUCUAUGUAAUUGUCUCUGUAGUUCAAGAGAACAUGUAUGUUUGAUCCGCUGUAUAGAUGAAAAUCUGAUAGAUAGAUGAUCUGAUGCCAUCUGAAUUCACUCAGAUGCCAAUACUAUCAUGAAUGAACAAAAACAUUUUUUGUAAUGAAACGUUUUUUUCAACAAGAAAAAUAUAAGAUACGUCCUUUCAAGGAUGCGUCCAUUGUGUUGUCAUGGCAACGAGGAGGCAUGCCCGUUGAGAGGGUCUCCCUGCGUCUGAGUUGUGUUAGCAGUAGCAGUGUUUGUUUUGUGUGAGACUGGGCUUGCUCCGUCAACUAUGGAAGGGGACAAAGGGACACAUUAUAUCUGUGGAACAUCACACCAGGCAGUGUGGGAGCGUAGCAGAUGUUGGUGUACGUACAUGUGGAACUGACUGGGUUCUUGCACAGUGCCGCGGUGCAACUCGACAGUGGUUGAGUGUUCUCUGCAGAGUUCCAUCUGUAAAAGUGUCCACAACGCCAACUUGACAAACUUUGGCAUUGCCAGAAAACAUAUCGCCUUCCUGUGGUAUUUAUUUGCUAUGUGUAGCAGCUUUAGUUUGCUAAUUGUUUUGUCAAUGACAAAUCCAUUUAUCAUAUCAUCCUGUCCUUACUGAUAUAGGGUAUUACUCUGGGUUCAUAUAUUUUAAUGUGAAAUUUUUAUAUUUUUGUGCAUAGGGCAUGAACAUGUUAAUGGAUGUUUGAUUUAUUGUUAAAACAUUUUAUCAAAUUGGUUUUCAAAGUUAGUUUUAAAACAAGAUGUAUUGGAAUCUCAUUAAGUGAAGAUCUGAGAUUUUUUUAAGACAUUAUGAACAAAGGUUUAUUUAUUUCAUAAAUUUAUGCUAUAAGUGCUACUUCUUGAAUGAAGAAUUCUGAAGCUUUUGUAUCUCUCCUGUGGAAAGGUCACAUAUGAUUUGAAUCUACAAGAUGAGGCCUUGUUUUCCAAAUUUACCAUUCAGCGUUCAUAUCAUGCCCCUAAGUGUUAAUCCUGCAGAACAUAAGGCAGCAUUUAAAUAGUGGAAGGUUUUCUCUGCAAUGUCGGUAUAGGUUUGUACAAUUUACAUGGAAGCAGUGGUACUUAAGUGUACAUGACUCUUGGAUUGUGUUGAUUAUUUAGAAGGGAGUCAUUACGAAGAAAGAAACAUCUUAACGUGUACAUAUUCAAACAUUUCUUAACAGACCUGAGAAAUAUCUGAAAUUCUUCUUUAAGUCUCAGUUGUAAUAUCGAAACUGAUUUUGUUGUAGAAGUGUUCAAAAUUGGGGUUAAGAUGGGAAUUUUGUUAGUUUGAAUAUGGACAUGUAGUUUGAUGUUUUUAGCAAUAUAUGCAAUGUCUCCCUUACUUGAUGUGUGUAAACAAUUCAACUGGUGCAUUAUGAAUUUCAUACCAUACUGGUUGUCAAGCUGUGUGUGCUAAGUUCUAAUUUAUCAUUUAUGAUGUAUAGGGAAUUCAAUGUAACAUGAAUUAGCCAAUCAAGUUUAAAUUAAGCUGCAGAAAACUGCAGCAACUAGUCAUGAACGUUGAUUUUGUCAAAACAAUGGAUUAUUGUGCAAUACAAUCGUUUGUCCGUCGUUUGUAUUUCUACAUAAAGCGUGUGAACUUUUGUGGUGCAAUUUAACCUCUCAAGCAAAACCAGCUGCAACAAUUUUAGAUAGGUUGUGUAGUUUAUCCAACCUUAUUUUUAGACUGUUUUUGUUAAGCUUUUUUGCUUUGUAGUUUAGACCAUGACUCGUCAACCAUUUUGAGACGAAGUCGUAGCAUGCAACAGCAUUCUGAUUAGUCAAUCAGAGGCAGCAGUGCAGCAGCAAUUUGUAAGUGAAGGUAGCCCAUGUUUCGUAUGUAACUACCUUCCCCAAAACCACUGUACUAUAGAAUGUUGUCAUUGUGCUGAUCAAUGUGACCAUCUCACAGAUAUGCAACAGGACCUAGAAACUACUGUCUGUAUGAUAAUACAAAUAAUAAAAUAGGCACCAAGCUCA